Messenger RNA from Xyrichtys novacula (pearly razorfish), 198 nucleotides. The record is from the annotation of a GenBank genome assembly. Lineage: Eukaryota; Metazoa; Chordata; Actinopteri; Labriformes; Labridae.
AUGAAGGAGCAUCACCACCACAAAACACAGGAGCUACAUGAAUUAGUGAAGCAUGCAGCCUAUGAUGGAGAUCCUUUUUCAUCCUCCUCCGGACAAACAUCCCCGUCUGUGUUCAGUGACGGUAACCUCAGCUCGUAUCUCAUCAUGGUGUCUCUGCAGAAGACAAAGACCGUCCACACUGACAAGAAAGCCUCGUGA